AUGGAAGAGAAUUCGCAUUUUUCCCAUAAAAUUUACAAAAAUGAUCCCUUAUUAUUUAAGAGUUACGUUGGUAAAGAAGUGAACAUUUCAACUGAAGAUAAUAACACGAUUUCUGGUUUUGUUUAUACGGUUGAUCCGGUAUCAGAAAGUAUUGUACUCCUACAAGGCUGCCAACAAAAUAAUUUAAAAAUUGUAUUUGGUCAUGCGAUAAAAAAUAUAGAGAUCUCUCCAAACCAAUUAUGCGAAUUACCACAAUUGUUUAUGAACGCGCCAACAAGUAUUCUUCGAUCAACAGUAGAGAAGCGAAAAAGUGCUGUAAUAAAAUUAUUGCAAGAAAAUAGAUUCCCCGUAAAAGAACAGAACGAUAUUUUAACAAUAGAAAAUGUACUUUCAAUAAAACCACCGUAUGAGCCCGCCGAUUGCAUUUGCGAUAAUAGCAUUAUCUUAGGAAGAAUUCAAAAUCUUCUUUCCCGUAUACAAAUUUGA
This is a messenger RNA of Bombus pascuorum, 486 nucleotides long. Its product is annotated as gem-associated protein 6-like. Gene Ontology annotation, biological process: spliceosomal complex assembly; spliceosomal snRNP assembly. The coding region runs from base 1 to 486 and encodes 161 amino acids. Gene Ontology annotation, cellular component: SMN complex; nucleus. The transcript has 2 exons. NCBI's taxonomy places the organism in Eukaryota, Metazoa, Arthropoda, Insecta, Hymenoptera, Apidae. The record is from RefSeq and is a predicted model, not a curated record.